This is a messenger RNA of Fragaria vesca subsp. vesca, 771 nucleotides long. RefSeq lists its product as uncharacterized. The record is from RefSeq and is a predicted model, not a curated record. Gene Ontology annotation, cellular component: plasma membrane. The transcript has a single exon. The coding region runs from base 1 to 771 and encodes 256 amino acids. NCBI's taxonomy places the organism in Eukaryota, Viridiplantae, Streptophyta, Magnoliopsida, Rosales, Rosaceae.
AUGAGGGAUGACAGGUUGGGAUCUUUGCCAGCCCCUCCCGGCAGCGCCAAGUCAAAGCACAGCAGCAGCAGGGCCAGUGCACGCCAUGUUGCCUUCUCGGAAACUUCUGCAGCUCCGAGCACCAACCGUGACGAUGGAGCCUUCUUCCCCCCACCAGAUUUAGAUGGAGAACGUCCGAAACGCCUCCGGCCACGUGCCUAUGCAUGCUGUGCAUGGGGAUGCAUGUUCAUUUUCGCCUUCGUCCUCCUCGCCCUCAUCUUAGGUUUUGUGUUCGUCUCCAUCUUCCAUUCUUACUUGCCUGUAAUCCGGGUCCGGCGGUUCAAUGCAACCAAGAUCGAGUUUGGCAAACCGAAUAAUCAGCACAAGGUGAGCUUGAAGGGAAAAGUAGAUUUGCUAGUGGAGAUUAAUAACCAGAACGAGAAAACCGAGCUCAAAUUCGGGAUGUUCAAAGUGAGUGCUUCUACUUCCAAUCUCAAUCUGGGUAACACCGAGUUUAAGGCAUUUACUCAGCCAACGAAAUCGUCGAAAUCACUGAACACAACCAUUGGGGUUAACAAUUCCGGGGUUGAUAAAGAUGACGCAGAGCAACUGAAACAAGAUAUUCAAAACCAUGAAUUUGAGCUGCAACUGAACAUGGUCGGAAGUGUUAGCUUCCCGAUCUCAGGGAUUAAUAUGAAUCAGAUUCCGAUCAUAGCGUCAUGUGAUUGCAAACAAACGGAAGUUGAUUUUGGGAAGAAUGCAAGGUGUAAUUAUCGGAUUUUCAAAUCCUAA